This is a messenger RNA of Cinclus cinclus, 615 nucleotides long. It is a transcript of the gene EFHD2, whose product is annotated as EF-hand domain family member D2. The coding region runs from base 1 to 615 and encodes 204 amino acids. The record is from RefSeq and is a predicted model, not a curated record. Gene Ontology annotation, molecular function: calcium ion binding. NCBI's taxonomy places the organism in Eukaryota, Metazoa, Chordata, Aves, Passeriformes, Cinclidae. The transcript is spliced from 4 exons.
AUGGCGGCGGCGGCGGAGGAGCCGGAGGGGCGGCGGGGCCGGGGGCCGCGGCCGGGACCGGCGCCGGGCAGCCCCGCGGGGCGGGCGGUGGGCGAGGGCUCGCCCGGGGGCAGCGGCCGCCGCGUCUUCAGCCCCGCUGGGGAAUUCCGCGAGUUCUCCCGGCGGCAGCUCCGCGACAUGGAACGGCUCUUCCGACAGUAUGAUGCAGGGAAAGAUGGCUUCAUUGACCUGAUGGAGCUGAAGCUGAUGAUGGAGAAGUUGGGGGCUCCACAGACUCACCUGGGACUGAAGAACAUGAUCAAGGAGGUGGAUGAAGACCUGGACAGCAAGCUCAGCUUUCGAGAGUUCCUGCUGAUUUUCCGGAAGGCAGCAGCAGGUGAGCUGCAGGAGGACAGUGGGCUGCACGCCCUGGCCCGGCUCUCUGAGAUCGAUGUCUCCACAGAGGGGGUGAAAGGCGCCAAGAACUUCUUUGAGGCCAAGGCACAAGCCAUCAACGAAGCCAGCAGGUUCGAGGAGGAGAUCAAGGCAGAGCAGGAGGAGAAGAAGAAGCAGGCAGAGGAGCUGAAGCAGAGGAAAGCAGCCUUCAAGGAGCUGCAGUCCAACUUCACACAGUGA